AUGCUUAACUACUUAGUCGAUGAGGUUAUUCAGACGUAUUAUAAAGGGAAAGAUGAAAGAUCUUUUAGUGAAAUUAUUAAUAUAAUUACAGGCGGUAUUUACACUGCAGAUAAAGUAGCUAGUAUAAAGGAGAAGUUAAGAAAUGUAAAAUAUUUUAAUUUAAGAAAUAUAUAUAAUUAUAAAUUUUAUAUUGAAAAGAUGGUCGAGAGGGUAAAUCUUGGUGGUGAAAACUUGAUUAGUGAAAAUCAGAAGUUCUAUUUUUUCUUUGGUGGUUUACCUAGAGAAUUUCAGGAGAAAUUUUUAUGGUACGACCUUGAUGAGAUUGAAGAUGCUACGUAUGCAAUAGCUAAAUUAGAAACAAUUUAUAAACAGAAAAUAGGCAAGAAUAAUUCUAAAUUUGAAAAUAAUAAUAAGGCUUUUAAUAGUAGAGAUCCCAAGAUUUAG
Molecule: messenger RNA, 444 nt
Organism: Hepatospora eriocheir
Lineage: Eukaryota; Fungi; Microsporidia; Hepatosporidae
Source: the annotation of a GenBank genome assembly